Molecule: messenger RNA, 961 nt
Organism: Galdieria sulphuraria
Lineage: Eukaryota; Rhodophyta; Bangiophyceae; Galdieriales; Galdieriaceae
Product: mitochondrial fission 1 protein
Exons: 5
Coding region: 27-503 (158 amino acids)
Biological process (GO): autophagy of mitochondrion; mitochondrial fission; peroxisome fission
Cellular component (GO): peroxisomal membrane; mitochondrial outer membrane
Molecular function (GO): protein binding
Source: RefSeq, a predicted model, not a curated record
AAAAUUGUAAUUCAUUCGAGGUAGGAAUGGAACUCAGCAGUGUGAACCGCAUCGAACAACUUUUGCAAGAGGAAGACCAAGAAGCAGUUGCAAGAGAUAUACAAAAGUUUCGUGAAUUAUAUGACGCAGAGUUAGAAAAGGCGGUUGUAGACCCUAGCUUAGUAUUUCAACUUGCCUGGGCUCUUGUGAGAAGCAACCGUAAGAAAGAAAUCAAAGAAGGAUCCGUCCUUUUUCAACUUUUGGUUGAUAAGCAAUACCGUAUUCGAGAGUCCUUAUUUUUCCUCUCUUUUGCGCAGUACAAACUUGGAGAUACUGUGACUGCUAGAAGAAACUUAAAACAGUUCUUGGAACGUUUUCCUGAGAGCAGACAAGGCAAUCAGUUGAUGAGGUUGAUUGAAGGAAAGAUACAACAAGAUGCAUAUGUAGGAAUGGGAGUUGUUGGGGCUGUCAUAGUUGGGAUUGUUGGUCUUUGUGUCGCAGCUUUUUCGAAAGGAAAGAGUUAAGUACCGUUUCUAUGGUAAAACAUACGAAAAUAUCUCUCUAGUCUUCUAAUCGAGCAAUUUUAGAGUCGAAGAAAUAAGGCAAGCCAUGUAAACGUUUGAGGUCUAUCACAGCUGGGAAGUCCACGUUGUAUUUUCAGACUCAGCACGUGCAUAAAGUUGAUCACUUUUGUAAUGGAAAUCUUGACUAUCAAACGCGAGCCAAGAUUCCUCAGUUGUACAUAAUAAAUACUUUUAUCUCUCGGCAGCCAUUGCGACUUUGUCAAAUAACUUGUGGCAUAUCUCUUCUAGAAUAAGAUAGGACUUGUAUGGAAUUGUCUUGGAAACAAGCCACAUUUUCCAAUAGUAUAUGUUAUAUUGUCGCAAGUCAACCAAAUGCACUUUUUCACUUGGUGAUACACUCCUAAAAGAAACCUACUUGGAGAGGUCUCUGUAGUAGUGGUAAAAUUGUGUUAUUAAUU